CUUGCUUCUUCCCUUGUUGAAGCAGCCUGCGUGAGUUUAGUAUCCCAGAGAGCAGAGCUCCCUUUCUUCCUCCUUUGUGUGAGAAUAGAUAGGUCCUUAGUGGAGAGUAAUACUUGGGUGUGCUAUAGCUUCCUCUUAGUGUGGUGUGUGAGAGUGUGUGUUGUAAGACCUGAGCCGGAGACGGAAUCCGAUCCUUACAGACGCCAGAAGGGAGAUGCGAGGAUCGAUGUAGCAGCGCAGCUUGAAGAGUAUUGACACGAAAAGGGGUAACUCGUCUUUGUCUUCGAAUCGGAGCUGUGAAUCCUUAGAACCGGCCCAAAUGGAGUCUAAGAAUAUAAAGCGCCAGGAGAUGAAAUGUGCAAUAAGUCUGGGUAGAAUUGUGGAUUUAAAUAAGGAUUUGGAGCCUACCAAGAAAGAGUUAUUAAGUUCUUCAAUUUUCAAGAACUUGAUAACUCUCACGCAAAAGCGAGAGUCUAGUGGGACGCUUGUGCGGGAACUAUGUGAGGCUUUUAACGGUACAUGUUUUGUUUUUAAUUCAUCUACCACAAUGCAAUUCUGCAGCUAUGAAGUAGCAAAGGUCCUCGGUGUCGAAAAUACUGGGACUCUGAUUGAUAGCUCUGAUGUCGUGUCGAUCUCUUCAUAUCCUACCUAUCUCUCCCCUCUCAUGAAAAAAAAGCAUGUGAUGGCUUCUGACCUGAAGCAGCUGAUUAUCAACAUGGAAGUUAAAAAUAAGCAAGAUGAGUUGAUUUUUCAAAAAUUGUACACCCUUUAUAUAAUCGACCAGUUCCUCCUUCCUAGUACAAACUACAAAAUGAUUCAAUCAAAAUUUUUUCACCUAGCUGAUGAUUUGGAGAAAGUUAAUUCUGUCAAUUGGUCUCAAGUAGUGCUUAAUCAUCUGUGUAAGGCUUUGACAGACUCCAAACUCUCUUUGAGUGAGAGUGGUAUUCAGCAGCGUGUCUUUAAUGGUUGUUCCCCGAUUCUGGACAUAGUUGUUUUUGAGAGGUGUCCAUCCAUUUGUCCUGAUGCACAGACACAAUACAGUCUUCUUCUUGAGAAGUACUGUACUAAAAGGGUGGAUCUUUGGCAUCUGAAACAUUUGACUCCUGAUAUGGUGUUACCUUGUCUCACAUGUCAACCUCCACCUCUUUUGUUGCCGACCCCUGUGGAGAAUGUCAUGAGCUCAUUAAACUCGUCAGAAGGGGGUGAUGGAGAGGAUUUGUCUCGAUCUUUGGUCUCCACUUUUGAUAGCAUGGCCAUCAAUCAACAAGAAGAGUUGCGGCGGUCAAACAGGCCAAGGAAAUUAUCUCAGAAGGCAAAGGAGGCAGUGAAGCAGGAGGGUGGGAGCAGGGGCAGGGGAAAUUAGAUCUAUUUCCAUGGGUUUGCUUUCGGUUCUUAUUAUGCAUACAUCUUUGGUUGCAGGGUGGGCACUGGUCGGUUGCACUUGGUUCCAUGGCUAUGUAUCCAAUUAGCUUUGGUUACUUGGAAUAUUUCGAAAAACUUCAGGGCCAAAUAAUUUGUGUUUCAUUGAAGUUAUGGUGUGAAUUUAUAUUGUGUUCAGUAACAUUUCUUGCUUGUGGCUGCUCAGUUGCCUAUGAACCAGAGGAAAAUGCAAAUUGCUCACACAUUGAUGAAAUACAUGAUUACCUGAAUCAAUGGGGUUGGGCACUUGAGUUUAGUUCACAUGUGAUGUGAUGAAAUUUUAACUAUAUUGUGUGUAUGUGUGAUUCUACAAAAUAAUAUUAGUAGAAUCAUGAUCCAAUUUGUUUUGGUGGGAGCAGGGGCAGCAGAGG
Molecule: messenger RNA, 1790 nt
Organism: Cuscuta epithymum
Lineage: Eukaryota; Viridiplantae; Streptophyta; Magnoliopsida; Solanales; Convolvulaceae
Source: the annotation of a GenBank genome assembly